Messenger RNA from Polyodon spathula (Mississippi paddlefish), 1231 nucleotides. It is a transcript of the gene soul2, whose product is annotated as heme-binding protein soul2. The record is from RefSeq and is a predicted model, not a curated record. Lineage: Eukaryota; Metazoa; Chordata; Actinopteri; Acipenseriformes; Polyodontidae. The coding region runs from base 90 to 716 and encodes 208 amino acids. Gene Ontology annotation, cellular component: cytoplasm. The transcript is spliced from 4 exons.
GAGGCUAUAAAAAGCAGGAGAGUAGCUUUGUAUUCAUAUGCCUGUGCUCUUGAAUACAACAGCAACUGCGGAGCUAUUAAAACAGCAGUAUGACAAACCUGUUUAUCCUGGUGCUGCUCGCUCCGUAUGGGCUGCUGGCUUCUGAACGAAACGAGUUACAACAACCAGGCGACGGGUCUCCUUGGUUUUGUCAUAAUCUGGACUGCCCAAAAUACACUUUGGUGAAGAAGUACGAGACAUUUGAAGUGCGCAGCUAUGAGGCUAGCCGCUGGAUGACCACCGAGGUGGAAGGGAGGUACAUGAAUGCAGCCUCUAAAGGCUUCAUGCGUCUGUUCAGAUACAUUCAAGGAGACAAUGAAGCAGGGGAAAAUAUUCCAAUGACGGCACCUGUUGCUGUCGCUGUAUAUCCUACAGCCGACAGCACAGGCAUGGGAAAGAGUCACUCUGUCUCCUUCUUCGUACCCCCAGCGAUUGACCCACCUAAACCAAAGGAUGCUAGAAUUCAUACGUUAAGUGUCCCAGCAGGCACUGUGUAUGUCAGGUCUUUCGGGGGGUUUGCAAUGGGGACGACUGAUGUUGAUCAAGCCAAAGCGCUGGCUGAUGACUUAAAAGCCGAGGGCUUGUCCUUUGAUGAAAAGAUCUUUGUGGCAGCUGGAUAUGACCCUCCCAUCAGACCCAUCAACCGACACAAUGAAGUCUGGUACCAUGCAGCCUAGAAGAAUGCCACCCAUCCCUGUGAUAAAGCAAAAGAGUGCAGAAUGUAGAAUGUGACCUUCAGAAAAUAAUGGGUCAUCCUGACCUGUUCAUACUAAUAAAAGCACUUCAAGCUAAAUUGUUUUUAGUAUGCCCGUUUUUAAAGCUGUCUUCAAUCACUCCUCCAGUUCACGCUAACAUACAAUAUUGUUUCUAUCUGUGCUGGGGGAAUCAAGCAUGUUUCCCUGAAUAGAUAACAUACAUAUUUUAAUAAGCAAGACUGUAAUCUCACUGCAAUGGUAUCCCAAAUUGCAUCUGUUUACUACAAAGGCUGAACAAUUGGAAUAGUUCAUUGUAUAACCACUGCAUUAGACCACCUGCUCAGAAAAGUGCAUGAUUAUCUAUUCUGGGAAACAAGAUAUUCAAUAAGCAAGUAACAUAGCCUGUAGAAGAGAAACAGUAUUGCUUCCUGUGUAAAGCAAAUGAGCCUUGUAGUUGCUGACAAUGAAAGUUGAAUAAAAAAUCUAAUGAGAAAACA